Molecule: messenger RNA, 1558 nt
Organism: Spea bombifrons (plains spadefoot toad)
Lineage: Eukaryota; Metazoa; Chordata; Amphibia; Anura; Pelobatidae
Gene: XBP1
Product: X-box binding protein 1
Cellular component (GO): nucleus
Molecular function (GO): DNA-binding transcription factor activity, RNA polymerase II-specific; RNA polymerase II transcription regulatory region sequence-specific DNA binding
Source: RefSeq, a predicted model, not a curated record
GAAAUUCAGUAAGUAAAUAUCCAGUGCAGCGAGCUCCUCGCGCCUCCUCCAGGCCCCUGCCCUGUUACCCCCUUGUCACCAAGCCCCGCUCCCGAACAUGGUUGUUAUGGGAGCCCCCAAAGUGAUUUUUAUGUCCGAGCAGGUGGAGUGUAAUCCCGGGAGUCUGAGCUCCGUCAUGUUACCCAUCCACAGCCCGUCCAGCCCGGAGUCCACCGCCGGGGAUCAGCCGCCGAGAAAGAGGCAGAGACUCACCCACCUUUCACCGGAGGAGAAAGCACUGAGGAGAAAAUUAAAAAACAGAGUCGCCGCACAGACUGCAAGAGACAGAAAGAAAGCUAGAAUGAGUGAACUCGAGCAGCAAGUGCUGGAUCUAGAAAUUGAGAAUGAGAAACUCCUUAUGGAAAAUAAGAUUUUGCGAGAAAAGUCUCUUGGCCUGGUGUCUGAGAAUCAGGAGCUACGCCAGAGAUUGGGCCUUAGUGCCUUGGAAUUGAAGGAAGAAGAAGAGUUUGAGGUCCAAAUUCAGUCCAGACCAGAUGAAGUCAGGCCGGUGACCGGGUCCGCUGAGCGCAGCACUCAGACUAUGUGCCCCUCUGCAGCAGGAGCAGGCCCAGAUGUCCCCGAACCUGACGAAGUCUUCAUGGAUCCUGACAGCCCUCACUCUUCAGACUCUGAGUCUGAUAUCUUGCUGGGCCUUCUGGAAAGCCUUGACUCUGACAUGCUCCUUAACUGUGAAGGAACAGUGUCCUGGAAUCCACAAGAAGAGGUCAAAGGAGAUGAAUCCAAUUCCUUACCCACCUCCCCACCUUCUUCUCUGGGGGCCCCAUCAGCAAAGCUGGAGGCCAUUAAUGAACUGAUAAGGUUUGAUCAUGUCUACACCAAACCAUUGAGCUCAGACCAAGAUUCUGAGCUAGAUAAUGCGACCAAUGUAGUAGUUAAAGUGGAGGAAGCAUCUUUCAACCCUUGUCAUGUUAGCACCACUUCUGUGAAAGAGGAGUCCAAAGAAGAUGAUCCAAUACCCGUCUUGGGAAUGCAAAGUUUGUUGUCCUGUCCCGAAAACAACCCUGAGAAACCAUUGAAAAUACUGGAUUCAGGCAGUGACUCUGGCUACGAGGGGUGUUCUUCACCCUUUAGUGAAAUAUCUUCUCCUCUAAAUGCUGACCAUGUAUGGGAGGACUCAUUUACCACUGAACUGUUCCCGCAACUCCUCAGUGUCCAAAUGGAUCAAUCCUGUUCCCCUUCAUCUCCUGACACCAGUUUAUUCUGGAAUCACAGUACAGAAUUUGAAGAUGGACCUUUUUAACUUUGAAUUCCCCAUUUGAGUAUAUGAAUCUCAAACUCCCCAUUGACUGUCUUUAUUAGUAUGGUCAUCACUGUAAUAUAACCCUUUUUAUAAUAGAAAUUAGGUAUUGCUCAUUCUACCUGUAUGUAGGGUGCACUUACAGAUGCCUGAGGGUGCUGCUUUACAAGGUAGAAGCACAAUUCUGUUGCCAUACAGCUCUUGCUUUAUUGGUUUCCUUUUUAAAUCGCUCUAAAGGAAGCCUGACCUGUUUCAGCUUCA